UCUGAAUCCAGAAAUUUCCAUUAGCCCUUAUAAACUUUUUUUGUUUGCCUUUUUGAUAAAAGCAAUUGCUUCAUGUGCCAAGCACUUCAGUUUUCAGAGUUAAUAGGUUUUGCUUUCAUUUUGCUGAGCUUCAGUUUGUGACCUAAAAAUUGGGAAUUUCAGAAUCUGUAUGAGAAGACUUUCAGUUUUGUGAAUAGUUGGACAAUUAGGGUAGUUUUUGAGAAAUGGUUCUAACAUACAUUGAAAUUAAUGCGGUAGUGGAUCCUUCAUUCACGAUUAAUUCUAUUCCUACAUAAGGAUUGGAUUAAUGUAUUUGAUAUGAGGAAUGGAAGGAAAUGAGCAUUCACUAGUGCCACAAUGGUUGAAAAGAAGUAGGGUGGCUGGUAGCCAACUCACAUCACCUCCAAGCUCUGAUCAUAUUACCUAUGAUGGCUAUGAACGGACUAGAAAAGGUUCUGGCAUCACAAGGUCCUAUAGUUCUGUAAGAGGCUGGCCUGAUAGAGAAUGGGAGAAAGAUUUUGAUGAUGUCUUUGACAAGGACAAGCUGUUUCGUCGCAAGUAUAACCGUAACCAUUCUGACAGUGUGGAUAGUAUAUUGUCCAAUAGGUUUGAGAAGGAUUUGUUGUUACGAUCACAGUCUAUGAACUCUGGGUCUGGGAAAUGGAGAGAGACUCGCUCCCGUAGAACUUCAGGUGACAGAAGCAAUCCACAAGGAAACCAUGCAGAGAGUAAUGAUAUGGUUACUGGUGUUAUUGGCAUAAAAGAUAAAUCUCUGUUUGAAGAGGAGUUUCCUUUACUUGGAGCAGAAGAUAAACACAGUAGUUCUGAUGGAAGAGUGUUGUCUUCUAGCUCAAGUAAUUGCACUCCACCAACCAGCACUUCUUCAGAGAUUAGCAGCAAUGACCUUAGCUCGACACCAGAUGAGGUUCGAAUGACUGUUGGAAGCAGUAGCAUGGCUUUAAUGAUGCGUCAGCACACUGAUCUUGCAAAAACAACUUCAAUUACUCCAGGCACAAUGAGCCUCAGCAUGGCUGAGACAUUGGCUCAGGGUCCAUCUCGUUCUGAGACACUUCCACAAUUGUCUGUUGGUACCCAAAAGCCUGAAGAGUUGGCCCUUAAACAAUCUAGGCUAUUAAUACCCAUGAUGCCCUUGUCGCCAAGGUCCUUGGUAAGGGUGGUUCUUUCUUUCUCAAUGUGAUGUUAUGAAAAACUUUCCCUCUUUAAGUUAUAUUAAUUCCUCAUUUCUAAACCUUAGCUGUUUUAUAUGCUCGGGAUAAUUUCACAGAAUCAAUAUGCGCAACCAUCAUAAUUCAUGAUAAUCCACUAAAUUAGUAACAUCUCACAUUUAAAUUGUAUUCUUCUCUAAAUUUCUUUUUAAUUUUACCUAAUUUUCACUUUUGAUUGAUUUUAUUUUUGCU
This is a messenger RNA of Arachis duranensis, 1418 nucleotides long. RefSeq lists its product as uncharacterized. The record is from RefSeq and is a predicted model, not a curated record. NCBI's taxonomy places the organism in Eukaryota, Viridiplantae, Streptophyta, Magnoliopsida, Fabales, Fabaceae. The coding region runs from base 326 to 1198 and encodes 290 amino acids. The transcript is spliced from 3 exons.